Nicrophorus vespilloides is the source of this 1300-nucleotide messenger RNA. Its product is annotated as protein mab-21-like. The record is from RefSeq and is a predicted model, not a curated record. NCBI's taxonomy places the organism in Eukaryota, Metazoa, Arthropoda, Insecta, Coleoptera, Silphidae. The coding region runs from base 15 to 1112 and encodes 365 amino acids. The transcript has a single exon.
GCCGAAUAACUAACAUGCUGGUGCCCGCUGAUAUGUUAGCGGCCCAAUCGAAAAUGCUAUACCAAAUAAACAAAUACUAUGGUGAGAGGGUACAGACGCGAAUGGGCACCAUCGCGAAGACGAUCCGCGAAGUGUGCAAAGUGGUGCAGGACGUUCUCAAGGAGGUCGAGGUCCAAGAGCCGCGCUUCAUCUCAUCUCUGACCGAAUGUAAUGGCCGAUACGAGGGCCUCGAGGUCAUAUCCCCGGGCGAAUUCGAAGUCGUCCUCUAUCUAAACCAGAUGGGCGUCUUCAACUUCGUAGAUGACGGUACCCUACCAGGAUGUGCUGUCCUGAAACUUAGCGACGGACGCAAAAGGUCCAUGUCCUUAUGGGUGGAAUUCAUAACAGCCUCCGGUUAUCUCUCGGCCAGAAAGAUCCGCUCCAGGUUUCAAACCUUGGUCGCUCAAGCAUGCGAUAAAUGUUCCUACAGAGACUCGGUGAAGAUGAUCGCGGAUACCACGGAAGUCAAGCUGAGGAUUCGCGAAAGAUUCGUUGUGCAAAUAACACCGGCCUUUAAAUGCUCGGGCGUAUGGCCCAGGUCUGCGGCCCACUGGCCCAUACCGCACAUACCUUGGCCCCAUCCCAAUCUCGUCGCCGAGGUUAAAACAGAAGGAUUCGAUUUACUCUCCAAGGAGAGCGUCGCUAUGCAAGGCAAGCAAUCCGCAAUGGAAGGCGAUGCCUGGGUGCUAUCCUUCUUAGAGGCGGAAAACCGACUUUUGCAGGGCGGAUGUCGUAGGAGAUGCUUAAGCAUCUUAAAGACUCUUCGAGACCGUCACUUGGAUUUACCUGGGAACCCGGUGACAAGCUACCACAUGAAGACGCUUCUAUUGUACGAAUGCGAGAAGCAUCCCAGAGAAACCGAAUGGGAUGAAGCCUGCAUCGCGGAUAGGAUCAACGGGAUCUUCUUGCAGCUUAUCUCUUGUUUACAAUGCAGGCGUUGCCCGCACUAUUUCCUACCAAAUCUGGAUCUAUUCAAAGGCAAAUCACCGAGCGCUUUGGAAAACGCCGCGAAGCAAGUUUGGCGCCUAACCAGGGAGAUGCUCACCAACACUAGGUGCUUAGAAAAGCUCUAAUAAAAUCACCGAGAUUGAGUUUUUGUAAAACAUUCCUGAUGUAUACGUAAACUAAAAGGCUUAGUAAAAGUGAUUUAUUUCGAGUUCAAAUUAAAGAAAAUGUUUUUUUUGUGCGACGACAUCAACGACUGCUACAGACGAGAAACCCGGUUCGAUGAUUACACUUUCAGUGCCAUAUUGUAAAUAUU